This is a messenger RNA of Trachymyrmex cornetzi, 1952 nucleotides long. RefSeq names its product fuzzy planar cell polarity protein-like protein (gene fy). NCBI's taxonomy places the organism in Eukaryota, Metazoa, Arthropoda, Insecta, Hymenoptera, Formicidae. The record is from RefSeq and is a predicted model, not a curated record. The transcript has 5 exons. The coding region runs from base 142 to 1380 and encodes 412 amino acids. Gene Ontology annotation, biological process: non-motile cilium assembly; vesicle-mediated transport.
UUUUUUGUUGGACAUCAUGAGAGAGUACAUAAUCGCUGAUUGGAUCAUUGAUUUUUAAGCUAGAACAUUGAUGUUUGUUGUCUUAAAGCAUUCGAGAACAAUACUUACAGUAUCAAGCACGAUUUUCAUACCUGAGUGAGAAUGUCGGCACACGUUAUGUGCUUGACCUCUUCUGGAGGAAUUCCUCUGUUUUCGCGCCAAAAGGGAGACAGUAACACGAUGACGUUUUCAAAAAUCGCUUCCCUCAAUGGAGUUCACAUGUUCUUGAAAUCACAGGACAUCACUCUACUGAGUACGGAUUUGCCAGACGUAACAGUGGCAUGGAAAGAAUUCGAACGGUGUAUCAUACUGAUAGCAAUUGCGAGUGGAGUAACAAAAUAUGUGCUGGACAAAUUUUUGGACGCGACUUUUGGCGCAAUGAUUCUCUUCACUGGUAUUGAUGAGAUAAAGAAUACUAAGAAUAUAGAAAGACUUAAGAAAGACAUGCGUCUUUGCAGUCCUAUUAUCGAUAGACUGAUGGACUGCUUGGACAUAGGGGAUAAAAUUUCUACAAAAACCGAUAUGAUUAACAUGACAGAAUGCAUUAUAUCUUCGGAAAGUCAUUUGCUUCAGACCUGUUUAGAGGGAUUUAUGGAAUGUCUGGACUCAAUGUAUGGAUGUGUUUUGGUGCAUGGUUGUGUGGCAGCUGCUACAGAAGGCUGGUGGUCAUUGGAUCCUGUGGAAAGAAAAUUAUUAACAAUAGCGAUUGGUUCAGAGAGUAUUUGUACCACGCGAGACAUUCCAGUGUUUUUACCUCAUAAAAGUUCAAACGUAGCUUUCAGAUUGGUAUCUGUAACUCUAAUUAAUCAUGUAGAAGUGCUGGCAUUAUGUGGACCAAAUCCAGAAUUAACAGAAAUUGAGAGAUAUGCUAUGCAAUGCUGGAAGAGCAAUAUGGAUGCAUUAUGCACUGUUGAACAGUGUUACCCACGAAACCUACCUAUGUCGGUCUCUUUAGAUAGUGAAACACUUGGAUUUUUACUGGCUAAUUACAAGAUAGAAAAAUUCGUACUUGGCAGAAACUCUCAAUGCGCGAAAAAUCGCGUGACGGGAUCGCACAGAUUAGAUAUUUUGCGAACGUUUUACCAUCAAGCGGUUGAAACAUUUGCGCUGUCAAUCGAACACGAAGAGAGUAACGAUGAAAAAUUAACCACGAGUACCUGGAAAUUUAUCGGGGCUAAGGAAACAUACUUGUGUUCCGAAUAUCACAAAUGUCAUGCUGUGAAACAUGGUGACAAUAUACUUUGCGUUUUAUACACGUCUGUAGUGCCUACUCACACUAUGAGACUGAUUAGUCAGAAAAUAGUAAAAAUGAUAUUUAGCGAUAAGCAAACAUAUUGGUAACUUUCAUUUUUUUUUACUUAAUGAAUUUAUAAAAUAAAAAAACAAUAGAAUAAUGUAUAAACAAUGAGAGCUUUACACAGCGCGGGAGUUGGUGCGCAAUUUAUAAAAUAAUCAUAAAAUGUUCACAUAAUGUAUUAAAAACAAUGACUUCCAAUACAAACUUAUUAGGACGUUUCGGUUUACUUCAAACCAUCUUUAGCCAAUUUAUAUAACAUUAUAAUAGAUAUGUCGACAGAAAACGUUGGAUAAAGUUGAAAUUAUGCUCUAUGUGAGACCGAGGAUGAGUAUCUCCCUACUGUCUGGUUGGACAAUUUCUGUCUGUUUGCUGUUUAGCCAAAUAACUAAUUAAAGAGUACAAUGGACAUAAUUAUUAUUAAACAAUGUAACAAAUUCAAUGUAUCUGCUUAUUAUCACUCACCCUCAUUCUCCAUAGAUCAACUCAGUUAUUCAAAGCGCAAGUCAAAUUAUAAGAGAUACGAUUACAAGAUGGUCAGAGAGAAGGAGAGGGUGGAAGGGAGGGGAGAGAGAGAGAGAGGGGUAGGGAGGGAGGGAGAAUAUUGCAAAUGCAGAGA